UUUAAGUGAUUGAAUUAUUUAGAUCUGUUAAAUGUGAAUUUCUAAUUAUUGGUGGUGAAUUGGAUUUGGAUGUAAUUUUUUUGGUUUUGUACGUCCAAAGUAUUUUACGAUUGACUGAGCAAACCAGCAAAAGUAUUAAAAUGAAGGAAGCGGGAUAUUCUAUAUUUCAUCAAGAGUACAUUAUAAUGGCAGAAUAUCGUAUGCUGCAGACAGAAAAUUUACCCGGAAUUUAUGUAAUACCAUCACAUGAUAACUCAUUCCUAUGGUAUGGAGUUAUAUUUAUAAGAUCAGGCCUCUAUGCUGGUGGUGUAUUUAGAUUUACCUUAACAUUACCAGAAAAAUUCCCAGAUGAUACAGUUCCAUCCGUGAAAUUCACAUCACAAAUAUUUCAUCCAGGAAUAGAUGCAUCCACAGGUAUUCUCAAUCUAUGUGAAGUGUUUCCUCAAUGGGACAGAAAACAAAACCACAUUUGGCAAAUUUUGAAAUACUUAAAUUGGAUAUUUGCCAAUUUAAACAUGAAAGUUCCAGUUAACAAUGAGGCAUCUGCAUUAUUUAAGACAAACAAAAAACUCUUUAUUGAUAAGGUGAAAGAAUGCAUUGCAUCUAGCAUAGAACAUGUGUAUGAUGCCCCAACAACAGAAGAUAAGCAUUACAUAACAUUUCAACCUUAUGAUCCUAACAUCCAUGACAAUGCUAAAAAUGUCAUGUUAAAAGAACCAGGUGGAAAUGAAAGUUCUCAUGGAAUAUCAUGGGUGCAGUCUGGAUCUUAUCAGUCCUUCUCAAAAGAAGACACUACAUAAAUCGGAAUAUUUUAAUUGAGUAUAUCAAAACUAACAAAUAUAUCUAGCCAUACUAAAUACCUGUGAUAUAUAUAAAAAAAAUGUAGUUCAAGUUAACACUACAGAUUCCUUAUUUGAGUUCAAGCUAUUUUUUAUAAUUAAUUAAAAUUCUAUUAUUAAAAAAUAAAACAAUGGUGAUAAAU
Molecule: messenger RNA, 982 nt
Organism: Pararge aegeria (speckled wood butterfly)
Lineage: Eukaryota; Metazoa; Arthropoda; Insecta; Lepidoptera; Nymphalidae
Gene: peo
Product: protein crossbronx homolog
Exons: 5
Coding region: 141-800 (219 amino acids)
Source: RefSeq, a predicted model, not a curated record